AUGGCUUCUCCAACUGACACUCCUUCACUAGCAGCACCAGCAGCACCAGCAGCACCAGUAGCAAAUUCCUCAUCGACGACCACAUCUGCACACGCCCGCAGCCUCCCCGGAGCAGUCCUUCUGUCCCUUGACGGUGGUGGCGUUCGUGGCAUCUCCACUCUACUCGUGCUCAAACAUGUCAUGGCUCGCGUCGCGGAACUCGAGCAACACGCUAAGACCAACAUGUCUCCCGACCCACGUAAGCCAAAGGACUACUUCGACCUCGCCGGCGGUACCAGCACUGGCGGACUGAUUGCUCUCAUGCUCUUCCGCCUCGACAUGAACGUUGACACUGUGAUCCGGCACUACGAUGAGCUCGCAGCGAAGGUAUUCAGUCCCACUAUCGGCCCGAUUGAGAUCCAUAGAUGGCCUUUAGGGUAUUAUAUCGGCAAUGGCUGGCUCAAAUUGAAGAAAGUCGUCGGACUGAGUGGGUUUUCGGGGAACCGACUGGAGCAGGCCAUCGAUACCGUCACCAGCACGGUCUCCAGCGAACUCGCCAGUAACAAGGGAGAUACACCGUUGCAAGGUGGUCCGGGCCAGUACGGCAAGAUGCUCAUGUGUGCAACUGUCGCGGACAAAGGAGAGACGAUGCUAUUCCGGUCUUAUGCCGUGCCACCCGACAGCAAACCGCAGUCUGAGACAGCGAAAUCGAUCAAUCAUGCGAGCAUAACUAUCAAGCAAGCAUGCCGAGCGACGAGUGCCGCCCCAACUUAUCUUCCACCAAUGGACAUUGGGGGCGUCGAGUAUUGGGAUGGCGGAUUGCUGAACAAUAACCCCGUCGAUCAGGUGUGGGAUGCACGAUUUGAUCUCGACGCUGCCCAGGAGCAGGUGACCCGUCCAGAUGGGAGCGUGGAGGUGAAGUAUAAGGAUCCUAGGGUGCUGGUGAUGUUGAGUCUGGGUACGGGCAUCUGUGAUACGAAGGUGAAGAGAGCGUGGUAUAACCCGAUGAGAUAUAUUGUGAAGCUUACGCCUGAGGUCCUGACGACGGCGGGCAGAGUCUUGGGGUUUUCAACCAAUACGCAGGCAAAACAUUGGGACUUCAAGGUCAAUACCAUCAGAAGGAACGAGAGGUUGGACGGAGACGAGCGGGCGAAGACGCACUAUUUCAGGUUGAAUCCGGAGGUGUCGAAGGAGAUUAAUCUGGAUGAUUAUAAGCAGAUGAAGAUCCUGAAGAAGGACACUGAAGACUGGUUGGAGGAAAAUGGGAUAAAAGCGAAUCCCGAUGAGCCCGUGCCGCCUGGAGAGAAGUAUGACAUCGAGAGACUUGCGAGAUUGCUUGCGAAGACAAAGAAACUGGUGACCGAGAGCAAAGAAGGAGCAAGGCAAGAUGCUGCUGGAUCGAGGUCGGAUUCGGCCGUUGAAGUAAAGUGA
Cyphellophora attinorum is the source of this 1410-nucleotide messenger RNA. RefSeq names its product Calcium-independent phospholipase A2-gamma. The transcript has a single exon. Bases 1 to 1410 code for a protein of 469 amino acids. Gene Ontology annotation, biological process: arachidonate metabolic process. The record is from RefSeq and is a predicted model, not a curated record. NCBI's taxonomy places the organism in Eukaryota, Fungi, Ascomycota, Eurotiomycetes, Chaetothyriales, Cyphellophoraceae. Gene Ontology annotation, cellular component: membrane.